Conger conger (European conger) is the source of this 928-nucleotide messenger RNA. RefSeq lists its product as uncharacterized. The coding region runs from base 303 to 713 and encodes 136 amino acids. The transcript is spliced from 2 exons. NCBI's taxonomy places the organism in Eukaryota, Metazoa, Chordata, Actinopteri, Anguilliformes, Congridae. The record is from RefSeq and is a predicted model, not a curated record.
CCAAAACGACACUGCUGUUUAAAAGAAAAUUACGAUACGUAAUGAGUAAUAAUGAGAUAUGGGUAAUGACAUGUCCACUGAAGGGCCAGUCCUCCAUACCCUGUGUGUUUUAACUCCUCAAAGUCUGUCCAAACAACCAAAAAAUAACACGGGGGGUGAUCCCAGUCCCACUGCCCCCUCUCCUGCUCUGCUUUCCCUUUCUCUCCUUCUGGGAAAAGUUUGAGGGGUGAAGGAUCGAGGGAAGAGAAGAGGAGAAGAAGGACAGAUACACUGAUGCUGAAGCCACAGAAGACCCAGCCGAGAUGAAUAGCUCUGCCCCCUACAACCUGACAGAGACCCUGCUCUCCAACAUCACCUGCUCCCCCAGCCCCGCCACGCCCUCGGCUCCGCCCGCCCUGCCCGGCCCCCUCCUCUCCAUCAUCAUCGUGCUGUGCCUCUUCCUCCUGUUCGCCGGCUGUGCCACCUUCAUGGCGGUGUGCAGGCCCUCGGCGCGGGGCGGGGGCCCCCAGGGGGGCUGUGGGGCCGGGACCCCCGCCCUGUCCAGCGAGCCCCAGCUGAGGCUGUGGAAACGUCUGGGCUCCGUGCGACGCUCCUUCUCGUCCUCCUUCAGACGCCCGCCCCCCCGCAGGGCCGAGAGAGACGGCCCCCCCGCCAGCCCCCUCCCUCCGCACCUCACCGUGCCCUGCCUGUUCGACCACGCCACCGAGAUCUGACCGCCCGCAACCACCACGCCACCGAGAUCUGACCGCCCGCAACCACCACGCCACCGAGAUCUGACCGCCCGCAACCACCACGCCACCGAGAUCUGAGUCUGACCGCAGACUGUCUCUAUGACCAUGCCACCAAGAUCUGACCACUCUCAAUCACUAACUGAGGAAUAACUAUGUAAAUGAAUUUGUCAUCCAAUAAAAGACACAUACCCUGUGAA